AUGCCUGUACUCCGUGGGGAUGCUAUCUGGGUUGGUGGAAUUGAUCGUUGGGUUGGAUUAACUAAGAAAACAGCUGUUUUCAUACUGGAGUUGGUAGACCUGCGUACGUUGGUUCGUUGUCAUCUCCUCAGUCCUCACUCUUGUGGGGUGGGUACAUUACGGAAAGAAUCGAUUGUUCUGAAAAUGGCUGCUAAUAGCGGUGGUGUAGAAUGGGCUUCAAUUGUAAAACCAAUAUUAGCAGCCUCGUAUGGGUCCUUCAAUAAAAAUGACGUGUUAGAACUCGUCAAAGCUAUUAACCGGAGUGAAGCUGAUCUCCUUAAUCAUGAAGAUGAGUACGAGAUUUUCUACACAGCUUUUGCUGCUCUUGCAGCUGAUUACAUCAGUUCCAGUGUCUCUUCCUUGUGCAAAAGCCAAAUCAGCGUUGUCUGUCAAGCUUGCCGCAUUCUUUUGCAAUACCUCCUGUCACGAUUGCAAGCCCAAAGUGGUGGUGAAGUUGUCGCAACUACACUCUCUGCAAAGCAGCUUCUUCUUCCCAUCAGAGCGUUGUGCAAUGCUGAAGGCAUGCUACAGAAGACUGAUCAACUUGCUCUCACAGCUGUGAUGAAAAAUGCAAAGCUACCAGCUCACAUCAAAACGAGUACUUCAGGAGAAAGAGAUGCACCAACCAAAGAAGCUAAGAGGACAAGAUCUGAUCUAUCAACUUCUAUUAUGGAACAAUUGACAACUCCACUCCACGACUUUGGGGUACCUCGCCCAUUGGCUCAUGAAACUAGUAGUGACACUGCUACAAAGCCUGAUGGUAAUAAUUUGAAUCAAAAUGCAGAUCCAGCUCAGGAAAUCAAGACUCAAUUCAUCCAGAAAAAUGUUGCAAGUCUUCAGACAUUAGGUGCUGGUGACAUAUUAAUUGACAUGUGUUUGAAUCUUCCUCAUUUAUCACGGUAUAUUCACAAAUAUAAAGAUGCAAUUGCAAAGAAAGGAUUCAGCCUACCCUCAUCACAUUCUGAAGCCAUGCUUGUUCGGCACAGUUUGCAGGCCUUAGUGAAUGAUACUAGCCUUUGUUGGAGUGCUCUCUCCUUACCAGUCUUGGAGCCCUUGACACCAGAGAAAUUGGAAAAACUUUGCAUACUCACUAUGUCCUGUCUAUAUUGUGCAGUAUCCAAUGCAACAGCUAGUAGUCUUCUAGGAAUUUCUUCAGUUAUUUCUCCCAAAUGUACUGGAACUUCCGGCACAGUUGGUACCAAUGUUUCAAAAGGAACAGAAGAUGAAGGAAGUUCAGACAGCCAUGCAAUCAUGGUAGUAGAGAAAGCAUUAGAAAUCUUCUCUCUAGUAUCCGGAGUUAUUAAAACGUCCACAAGGGCGGGAGGUCAUAUUCUUCAGAAUCAUUUAUUGAUUGGAGUAUGGGUUCUGAUAAUGGGUCUUCAGACUCAAUUAUCUGCAUCGAGCUUCUUGGUUCCUGAUAAAAGCAAAGAGGAAAAGGGAAAGUCCCCUAGCAAAGCUCGGGAAGGGUCAAGUCGUAUUAACCUUAUGAAAGUGCAACAGGGAUUUGGAGUUCUGUCUGUGGCCUUGGCUUCCCAGGCCUUAACCAUGAUGUCAGCUCUUUUAGAUGAUGUACAAGUAGAAUGUGCUGGGCAGCUAGGUGAUGCAGAAAAUGUAGAACCUGCAUCUUUGGAUAUAUUAGGCCAGUUUACAGCUCUACAAAGAGCUGCUAAAUUUUUGGGUGCUGCUCCCCUUAAUCAACUUCUAUUCUAUUUGGCAACUAUCAGCUACAGGAAGGCUUGCACCCUGAAGAGAAUUCAGAAACAU
Messenger RNA from Gryllus bimaculatus (two-spotted cricket), 1803 nucleotides. Lineage: Eukaryota; Metazoa; Arthropoda; Insecta; Orthoptera; Gryllidae. The record is from the annotation of a GenBank genome assembly.